Molecule: messenger RNA, 444 nt
Organism: Anopheles coluzzii
Lineage: Eukaryota; Metazoa; Arthropoda; Insecta; Diptera; Culicidae
Product: SRA stem-loop-interacting RNA-binding protein, mitochondrial-like
Exons: 2
Coding region: 164-427 (87 amino acids)
Molecular function (GO): RNA binding
Source: RefSeq, a predicted model, not a curated record
CACACACACACAUAUACACGGCUCGCAUUCUCGCAGAGCAGUAAAAAAACACACGAUCAAAGUGAGAUAUUGCCCAACGUGUGUGCAUACUUUUUUUUGUUCCCCACCAGGCAGCAUUUUCCUCCAGUCGUACCUUCUUUACGUCGGCAUUUCUUCCGGCGUUAUGUCUGGGGCCGGUAGUGCUGCCCGCUCGCUGAAAAUCUUCGUCGGCAACGUCGCCUGGACCGUGGGGCACCGGGAGUUGCGCAACUACUUCAGCCAGUUCGGCAAGGUUUCCUGGGCCCAGGUAGUGUUCGACCGUAAGACGGGCCUGUCCAAGGGGUACGGGUUCGUGUCGUUCCAGAAGCGGGCGUCGAUCGAGAACCUGGAGCGCAACCAGAAGCACGUGCUCGACAACACGCCCAUCUUCUUCCAGCAAACGGACUAGGGGGGCGGACGCGGUAG